Phytophthora sojae is the source of this 1207-nucleotide messenger RNA. RefSeq lists its product as hypothetical. The coding region runs from base 8 to 1207 and encodes 399 amino acids. The record is from RefSeq and is a predicted model, not a curated record. Lineage: Eukaryota; Oomycota; Peronosporomycetes; Peronosporales; Peronosporaceae. The transcript has 3 exons.
AGAGAGCAUGACCCGCACAGCUACUGCGAGGGCCCAGGGGCUCCUGGGCGAGCAGGAGCUGCGUGUGUGCGUUGCGUGCGGACGUUCGUUGGCCGCGAAGGCAUUUUCGCGCCACCAGCAAUUGAAACCCAGUCCGAAAUGCAAGGCGUGUGUGGACAAGUCCAAGGUAGAGGGCGACGCGCAGCCGCGACUGAAGCGCUGCGUGCAGUGCUUCCAGAGCCUUCCCAAGACGAGCUUCUCCAAGCGCCAGGCCCAACUGCUCGAGGGCAAGUGCGCAGCCUGCGUCCAGGAGCUCAACCGCCUCGCUGCUGCCUCGCCUGCACACGUCGCCAGCAAGUGGACGUUUGAUCAGCACUAUCGAGUGUGCCAUCGAGGCAAGAACGGAGGUGUGUCGGUGCGCGUGAAGCAUAACAUCGCGUCGCCUUUGCUCGGUUGCAUACCGCUGGGGCGCGUAUUCCGCGCUACGGCACCAAUUUGCAACGAACAGGGCGACCCCAUGGUGAGGUUAGAGGGACCACAUCUGCCAAGCGUUGUCGUCCGUGACGAAGCGAAACUCUCCAGCAAAGAAGACGACGGGGUUGAGAGGCAAAUCAAGGAGGCAUGGGUGCCCUGCCGCUCCCUUCGCAACGAAAUUCUGCUGGAACAUCAUGAAGGGCCCUUCGUCGCUGAUGAAGACAACUCUACGACCCGCAGGUUCUUCCGAUGCGUCGUGGAAGGCUGCAAAGUGCGUGAGCGUGCGGAUUUGGAACAUUCAGAACUGGGUUACGUGCUGUACGGUGAUGUGGUUGAAGUGGUGGAGGCUACUGUUGCUUCAGACGGCGUCGUGUUCUUGAGACUGCAUGAUCGGUACUUUGAUGGUCCCGCGUGGGUGGUCGAGCGCUCGCUGGACAAUGAGUCAGUUCUGAACGAAGUCGAGGGCCCGUGGGUAUCCUCGUCAGCUACACCGAGGAAAGAGACGUACCGCUGCGUGCAAGACUCGGGUGCCCCCGUUCGCAUGGAACCGGAGUUGGCGGCACCACCUGUGGGGCGUAUUCCCUGUGGUGCCCUUGUGACGGUGGUGGAGCGUGCAAUUACCGAGCAACGCCAGGUUUUCCUCCGCAUUGUUGACUCCGAUGCGCACGAAGAUCCGGAUUAUGUUUCAGAAGGAGGGCAAUGGGUUAUUGAGACGAGCACGUGCUGCGCCAGCGUCGUGAUCAAGACCAAAUAG